This is a messenger RNA of Telopea speciosissima, 2278 nucleotides long. Its product is annotated as probable pectin methyltransferase QUA3. The record is from RefSeq and is a predicted model, not a curated record. Gene Ontology annotation, cellular component: cytoplasm; trans-Golgi network; endosome. Gene Ontology annotation, molecular function: methyltransferase activity. The coding region runs from base 141 to 1931 and encodes 596 amino acids. The transcript has 7 exons. NCBI's taxonomy places the organism in Eukaryota, Viridiplantae, Streptophyta, Magnoliopsida, Proteales, Proteaceae.
ACUCUCUCUCUCCCUCUUGUUGCUCGUACAUUAUCCCUACUUCAUCUUCGUUGAGAAUCGCUGCCAAUUGCAAAUACAGCAAGAAUUCAUUGAUUCUAUAAUAACCUCAAUGUGUAUCUGAUCCGAUCUGAGCUUCUACAAUGGGACACCUGAAUUUGCCUCCUUCGAAACGAAUUGCUCGGCAGUGGAGGCUUCUCGAUCUGGUCUCUGCUGCCUUCUUCGGUGCCGUUUUGGUUUUCUUCAUACUUGUAUUUACCCCACUUGGUGACUCCCUUGCUGCUUCGGGACGACAGGCGCUUGUGCUUUCUACCGGUGAUCCUCGUCAGAGACAGAAGCUGGUUGCCUUGGUUGAGUCUGGGCUGCAGCAGACCAUCGAGGCUUGCCCUUCCGAAGCGGUAGAUCAUAUGCCAUGUGAGGAUCCCAGGAGGAACAGCCAACUCAGCCGAGACAUGAAUUUCUACCGAGAGCGCCACUGCCCCUUGCCCGAGGAGACUCCAGUGUGCUUGAUACCUCCACCCGCAGGCUACCAGAUCUCUGUCCAGUGGCCAGAGAGCUUACACAAGAUAUGGCACAGCAAUAUGCCACACAAUAAAAUUGCCGACAGGAAGGGCCAUCAGGGCUGGAUGAAAGAAGACGGUCCAUACUUUGUUUUUCCUGGUGGUGGAACAAUGUUUCCUGAUGGGGCCAUACAAUACAUUGAGAAACUUGGGCAGUACAUUCCUAUAAGUGGAGGAGUUUUGAGGACAGCCCUAGAUAUGGGGUGUGGGGUUGCAAGCUUCGGGGGUUACCUUCUCAAGGAAGAUAUUUUAACCCUGUCAUUUGCUCCAAGAGAUUCACAUAAAUCACAGAUACAAUUUGCUUUAGAAAGGGGAAUCCCGGCAUUUGUUCUAAUGCUUGGUACUCGUAGAUUGCCUUUUCCUGCGCAUUCCUUUGAUUUGAUGCAUUGCUCUCGUUGUUUGAUCCCAUUUACUGCCUAUAAUGGGACAUAUUUUAUGGAAGUGGAUCGGCUUCUUCGACCAGGUGGAUAUUUUGUUGUCUCUGGUCCCCCUGUACAAUGGCCUAAACAAGAUAAAGAAUGGGCGGACCUGCAGGCCCUAGCAAGAACCUUGUGUUAUGAGUUGAUUGUUGUGGACGGGAAUACUGUCAUCUGGAAAAAGCCUUCAACUGAUUCAUGUGUCCCAAUCCAAAAUGAAUUUGGGCUUGAAUUUUGCGAUGACUCGGAUGACCCAAGCGAUGCAUGGUACUUCAAAUUGAAGAAUUGUGUAAGUAAGAUGGCCUCCCUCAAGGGCAAACAUGCUGUUGGGACCAUUCCCAACUGGCCAGAUAGGCUAACUAAGCCUCCUUCAAGGGCUAGAUUAAUGAAAAAUGGGAAUGAAGUGUUUGAAGCAGAUACACGACGUUGGGCAAGAAGGGUUGCAUAUUACAAAAAGUCACUCAACUUGAAGCUUGGGACCCCAGCUGUACGCAACAUUAUAGACAUGAAUGCCCUUUUUGGGGGUCUUGCAGCUGCAUUAUUAUCUGAUCCAGUAUGGGUGAUGAACGUUGUUCCUCCUCGAAAGUCAUCAACUUUGGGUGUGAUUUAUGACAGAGGAUUAAUAGGAGUCUACCAUGAUUGGUGUGAGCCUUUUUCAACAUAUCCUCGAACUUAUGAUUUCAUACAUGUAUCCAAUAUCGACUCACUUAUAAGACAUUCUGGUUCCAGCAAAAACAGGUGCAAUCUUGUAGAUCUAAUGGUGGAGAUUGACCGGAUGUUGCGCCCAGAAGGAACAGUUCUUGUUCGGGAUUCUCCUGAAGUCAUUGACAAGGUGGCUCGCAUUGCACAUGCAGUAAGAUGGAGAACCACUAUUCAUGAACCAGAACCAGAAUCGACAGGAAGGGAUAAGAUUCUUGUAGCAACCAAGACAUUCUGGAAUCUACCUUCAGCCUCUUAAUCUACAGUGUACGAGUAUCUUCUUUUUCUUUAAAAAAAAAUUCUCCCUUCUGGGAGUCCAAGAAGUUAAAUGUUUAUGCAUUAAAGAAAAUGCAGCUUGUCUUUUUGUUCUUCUUUUGUAAGUUAUGGUUUAUUUCUGUUAGAGAUGGAAGGGGGAAGAAGAAUUUUAGUUGUGAAAUGGAAGGUGGUGAAGGAUUCAAAUGAGGCUUUUAAAACUGUCAGAUAGCAUAUGUUUGUUACAAGGGUAACUUAGUUUUGGAAUCCACUGUAAAAUAGAUUUAAUUGUCCAAGCAAAAAAUUCAAUGAUUCAAUGGCUCUCUCAAUCUAUCCUUUCUCUCCAUUCAAAAU